CAUACGCUGACAUCUGCGCAAGAAUCUGGUGUUGCAGACCGUGUCUCAAUCCUGAACAGCAUAAAAUCCACGGAGAUUAGCAAUAUCGUGAAAGCACUUUCUCAGGAUGCUCAGGACACUUUGAUGAAGUACCUUUACAAGGGUAUGGUGAUGCCAGGUUAGAGUAAUGUGAGCGGAAGCGUGCUCUUGGGGUGGCAUGAAUAUUGAAAAGGUGCGCGUGGAACUCACUGACUUCAUAAACUUUUGGUCCUUGAGGUAUUCUCUACCAAGUUAUAUACACACUAUCUUCAGCAACUUGACCUUUGGUAGUGCCCGACACAUCGCGACAAGACGUGGAUUCGCAACUACUCGUAUCUUGUUCAGCAUCCUCUUCUCUCGUUUCGCUGGAUCGAGUCGCGAUCAUUGCCCUCAGUCCAAUAGUAUGGAACGCUGCAGUCUUCCUUGUGCAGUUUAUUAUCUACAUCCUCCCUGCGCCCAUGAUGAACCUCCCGUUCCCGGGACCCGGAUCCAUCAUGGCCUCCACAAUUCACAUCCUCGCUUAACCGGUAUGUUGGGCUUAUAUGAGUUCUUGG
Messenger RNA from Suillus paluster, 572 nucleotides. RefSeq lists its product as uncharacterized. Gene Ontology annotation, molecular function: 1,3-beta-D-glucan synthase activity. The transcript has a single exon. Gene Ontology annotation, biological process: (1->3)-beta-D-glucan biosynthetic process. The annotation marks the transcript as partial. Gene Ontology annotation, cellular component: 1,3-beta-D-glucan synthase complex; membrane. NCBI's taxonomy places the organism in Eukaryota, Fungi, Basidiomycota, Agaricomycetes, Boletales, Suillaceae. The record is from RefSeq and is a predicted model, not a curated record.